Micromonas commoda is the source of this 1578-nucleotide messenger RNA. RefSeq lists its product with no specific name. Gene Ontology annotation, molecular function: trans-2-enoyl-CoA reductase (NADPH) activity. The transcript is spliced from 6 exons. The record is from RefSeq and is a predicted model, not a curated record. The coding region runs from base 1 to 1578 and encodes 525 amino acids. Gene Ontology annotation, cellular component: mitochondrion. Lineage: Eukaryota; Viridiplantae; Chlorophyta; Mamiellophyceae; Mamiellales; Mamiellaceae. Gene Ontology annotation, biological process: fatty acid metabolic process.
AUGCCCGCCGCGGGAGAGAAGCCGGCGCCCGAGCCCGACAUGUACGCCUCGCUGGGGGUGUCCAAGACGGCCACCAACACCGAGAUCCGCCGCGCCUACCGCAAUCUCAUCACGAAGGAGCAUCCCGACAAGGGCGGCGACGCCGUCAAGUUUAAGCGAAUCCAGCGCGCCUACGACGUCCUCUCCGACCCGGAGAAGCGCUCGCACUACGACGCCACCGGCGAGGUUGAGAGGUCCGUGGAGGAGGAGCUCCUCGAGACGUUCGGCGGGGGCGCGUUCAGGGAUACCGGCAGAGACCGCGCGCGUAUGGAGAAGGAGUCACUCGCGGACGCCAUCGUCUCGCAGGAGAAACAAAAGAAGGAAUCGCACACGUCGGGAUUCGAGGCGUGGAUGCGCGCCAGGGGUGAAUCCCUCCAGACUUACGGCGUCGAUGAAGUCAUCGAGCGAAACGGCGUGGUCAAGGGCUCCUACGACGAGGUCCAGCUUCCCAAGAUCAGGGCUUUCAACGUGAUGUACAAGCAGCCGUCGAUGACCAAGCCGGCGGAGGCGUUCGAGGUCAAAUCGACGCCGCUCCCGCCCACGCUCGAGUGGGGGCAGGUGCUGAUCAACGUCAAGGCUGCGUCCAUCGGCCCGGGCGACAUCCACCCGCUCUUCGCGUCCUCCAUGGAUCCAGCCACGACGGAGGCCAUGCGUCGACCUCCGUUCGUCGCCGGGUCCUCCAUGAUCGCCACCGUGCUCAAGACGGGCGCGGGCAUCAAGCAGCUCAACGAGGGCGACUGGGUCGUGCCCCACAAGCCCGGGUCCGAGUUUGGCGCGUGGGCGUCAAUCGCCGUGGUUCGCGAGAAGGACCUCAUCAAGAUACCGACGGAUUUGAUGCCCCUGGAGUACGCCGCGAUGCACCGCGAGCUGUGCGUGGCGUACAGGCUCCUGGAGGAUCACGGAGACCUCAAGCCCGGCGACGCCGUGAUUCUUAACGGCGCCACCGGCGCCAUCGGCGGCUGCGUCAUCCAGCUGUGCGCCAUGCUCAAGCUCCGCGCCAUCGCCGUCGUCCGCCGACACGAAACCGGCCCGGCGUCUGACCCCGUGAAGGUCGAGAAGCGGCUCAAAGCUCUCGGCGCCGCCGAGGUGCUGGCAGAGGACGACGCCAAGAUGGGCGCGUCGGGGCUCAAGUUGGAGCUCGAGAAGCAAAAGUUCUUCGCCAAGCCCAAGCUCGCGCUGGACUGCGUCGGCGGCGUGUCCGCGUCGCGGCUCGCGGAGACGCUCCAGGACGGGUGCGAGCUCGUGUGCUUCGGGUGCGUCACCGGCAAGGCGGUGACGGUGCCGUGGACGGGUCUCGUCGGCCGCGGCCUCGUCGUCCGGGGGUUCUCCCUCCGCAAGUGGAUGGCGGCGAACAAGAAGAAGGUGCCCAAGAUGCUCGAGACGCUCGCCAAGCUCGUCAACGCGGACAAGAUCCGGAUCGACUUCACCGAGUACGAGCUCUCGUCCGAGUUCACCGAGGCGAUGGAGCACGCGCUGGAGCCCGGAAAGGGGACCAAGGUGCUGCUCAGGGUCAACGACGUCGGGAGCACGUACACGUGA